CAUACUUAAAUUAUAUAAAUUGAAUGACACGGGUCAUUUCUAAACGUUUAAAUGUUUAACUUACGGAAGAGAAUGGGUAUAUAUAUUUGAGUACAAUGCAUAGGUAGCACCCCUAUUACUAUACCAUGCAUACAAUAUAUUUAUAAUAUUCAAUACUCCUAGAAAAUCUGAUGACCACCGCAUUGAAGGAGCGACAAAUGCCAGAUUUAUAUCAUCUGUGUCAUAUUAUUGUCUAUUCCCAAAAUGCAACAGUCAUUCUAUUUUUUCAUUCACAAGAUUUUGUCAAUGUCAAAUUGGCUUUCUCAGACUGUCAAAUGGCAAUAGAAGCUUUGUUUUAUUUUAUUUCUCAUCGUUAUUAUAACUACAAAAAUUAAUAAUACACAAUACGUCUAAUCGACCAGCGUUAAUAGUUAGUUUCCUUUAAUUGCUUCAAAAGUUUUUGUGCCAAUUUCCUAUUUAAGUGUCCCAGAGUAUUGUUAAAUUAAUUAAGUAAUAUGGCUGAUAUACUUGAUAUAUUGGAGUUGGAACAGCCUUCCGCUGAAAUCAGUAGGGACAGUAUAAUACACGGUGAUAAGGUGAAGAAGAAGUAUGUGACGGCAAAGGCUGUGAAACGCCCUGAGGGUAUGCACAGGGAAGUGUUUGCGUUGUUAUAUCAUGACAACAAGGAUUUACCGCCACUGCUGCCUACCGAUACAGGUAAAGCCUACAAACAAACAAAGGCUAAGUUGGGUAUGAGAAAAGUCAGAAAAUGGGUUUGGGCACCAUUCACUAAUCCUGCCCGCAAGGACAAUGCCGUCUUCCACCAUUGGAAACGAGCCUCCGAUGAGGCCAAAGAGUAUCCCUUUGCUCAAUUCAAUAAGCAAGUAGCAAUACCCUCCUAUUCAGAAUCAGAAUAUAAUCAGUAUCUGAAAUCGGAAGACUGGAGUCAAGCUGAAACUGAUCACCUGAUUGAUUUGUGCCAAAGAUUUGACUUGCGUUUUAUAGUCAUUCAUGACAGAUGGGACAGAGCUGCUUUCAGAGACCGAAGUGUAGAGGAUUUAAAAGAGAGAUACUAUGGGAUAUGUACUACAUUGAGCAAAGUAAAAACAAAUCCAUGGUCUAAUACAGUUACAAUGGUGAACGGUGAGAAACGCAUUUAUCAUUAUGAUGCAGAACAUGAACGCAAAAGGAAAGAACAACUCAGAAGAUUGUUUGAUAGGACACAGGAUCAGAUUGAUGAGGAGCAAAUGCUAUUGGCAGAGCUCAAAAAAAUUGACGCCAGAAAACGUGAAAGGGAAAGAAAGACACAAGACUUACAGAAGUUAAUAUCCAGAGCCGACAGCGGUAACUUGCCGCCUUUGAGUCAAGUGAACAAUAAUAACGAGGGUACCAGCACACCUUCCAACACGGCUUCCAGUAUAGCCAGGCGUCAUGAUAGAAAGCUGCACAAGAAGAAGAUCACAACUCAACAACGUCCUGUCAGGGCUGUGGAGAGUGUUACUGUAGAAUGGUCUGGCAUAAAGUUCCCUGAAGCGCGCGGUACUGGCGUUUGGUUGCGAUCGCAACGCAUGAAACUGCCAGCUGGAGUUGGGCAAAGAAAAACUAAGGCUUUAGAACAGGAGUUAAGGCUUUUGAAUAUUGAUAUAGCUCCAACCCCGACGGAAGCCAUUUGCAAACAUUUCAAUGAGCUGCGUUCAGAUCUGGCUCUAGCAUUAGACUUGAAAAAUGCUUUAGAUUCGUGCGAGUUUGAACUACAGGCUUUGAGGCAUCAAUAUGAAGCUCUGAAUCCUGGAAAGACACUCACUAUCCCACCAUUAAUUAGCAACAUGGUGGGUGACAAUGAAACAAAGCCAGUUGGUGAAAUCAUUGAUGUAGUUGGGUCUCCAAGUGCAUUGAACUCAACCAUCUAGUAUUACGUAAUUGUAACAGAAGAGAGUCGUCCAAGUUCUCCUGUUAAUGAUUAGAAGCUUGUGCAGGUGCAAACUUGAGCUUUGAUCUAUUUAGUUAUAAAAAUAAAAAUUAACUUUUAUGUAUGUGGUAAACAUUUUGUGAGCAGCAAACAAUCUGCUAAAAGUAUGUGUAAUCCUUUGCUUGAAAUGUUAAUUGCUCUUAAAAACCUUAGUAAUUAUUCGUAGCAGUGUUAUUGACUAUGCUCUAUAAUAUACGUGUCCUUUAUGCAUACUGGCCAGAAACUGUGUUAAAUUUAUCUAGUAGUGUUAUUUAUGUAAAGUUUAAACAAUAGAAAAAAUGUUUUAAAUAAGGUAUU
This is a messenger RNA of Trichoplusia ni (cabbage looper), 2245 nucleotides long. RefSeq names its product DNA methyltransferase 1-associated protein 1 (gene DMAP1). The coding region runs from base 495 to 1889 and encodes 464 amino acids. Gene Ontology annotation, cellular component: Swr1 complex; NuA4 histone acetyltransferase complex; nucleus. Gene Ontology annotation, molecular function: transcription corepressor activity. Gene Ontology annotation, biological process: chromatin remodeling; negative regulation of transcription by RNA polymerase II; DNA repair. The record is from RefSeq and is a predicted model, not a curated record. Lineage: Eukaryota; Metazoa; Arthropoda; Insecta; Lepidoptera; Noctuidae. The transcript is spliced from 8 exons.